AUGGCCCAAAAUGUUCGCCUUCCUUUCUUCAUUUUACAGCUUUUGCUGAUUGGUUUGUCAGUAAUGAGUGUCUUGGUAGGGCCUCGACGCCAUUUAGAGACUCAGAUAACCUUGCCAGAGAAGCCGGAACUUCCUUACAAGCCUCAGAUGCCUGAAGUGCCCGAAUGGCCCAAAAUGCCAGAGUUGCAAAAGCCUGAAGAGCCCAAGUAUCCUGAGUUGCCAGAAUCCGAAGUGCCUGAGAAGAAAAAACCCGAAUUAAAGACAGAAAUGCCCAAGUACCCUCGGUUGCCAAAACUCGAAAUGCCCAGGGAAGCUGAGAAACCCAAAUCGGAAAAGCUUGAGGUUCCUCAGAAAAGGCAAAAGCAUGAUUGCAAAAAGCCAGAGUUGCCAAAACAUGAAAAGCCUAAAAUACAUAAGUUGCCAGAGCCAGAGGUGGCUAAAUCAACUGAAUCGCCAAAGCCAGAGGUGCCUAAAUCGACUGAAUGGCCAAAGCCAGAAGAACCUAAGUGGCCCGAGUUUCCAAAGCCGGAAAUGCCCAAGGUGCCUGAGUUUCCAAUGGCAGAAAUGCCUAAGGUGCCGCAGUGGCCAAAGCUAGAAGUGCCCAAAUUUCCUGAAUAG
Molecule: messenger RNA, 618 nt
Organism: Theobroma umbraticum
Lineage: Eukaryota; Viridiplantae; Streptophyta; Magnoliopsida; Malvales; Malvaceae
Source: RefSeq, a predicted model, not a curated record